AUGCGUCAGUCCUCCGUCUCCUCCGCUGCCCUGACCACCGCGGGACUCUACCUCUCUCCCCACAUGCAUCUUCAUUCCCCCUCCCCCCCCUUCCUCCUCCCACCCCUCAUUGACCCUCCUCCCAUCCCACUCCAACGCCCACAGUAAACAGAAGAAGAAAAAGACAAAGUCGUCGACCUCGUUGAGCCUAAGGGAUUCGGACACCCACCCCGAGUCAUCGUCCGCCUCGACCUCGUCCUCGUCCCACCACCCCGGAUCCACCAAGACCGAAGCUCAGAAGCGGUUCGAGCAGGUGCAGAAGAAGAGGGUCCGUCAUUGACGAUGGGUCAGCUCAGGCUGGAUCAGAAGAAACUGAUCCAACCCCCGCUGCUGUGUCUCCCAGUUGUUGGAGAAAGCGGCCAAGGCGGCGACCAAGACCCACAAGGAACGCGUCGCCGAGUUCAACGAGAAGCUCGAAAACAUGAGCGAGCACUACGACAUCCCUCGAGGCGAGUCAUACUCCACGAGCACGCCUGGCAUCGCUCCGAUUCUGAUGCCCGUUCCGUCCCCUCCCCACAGUCGGACCUGGUUAAAGAGUCCAAGUCUUGUAG
Molecule: messenger RNA, 590 nt
Organism: Microbotryum saponariae
Lineage: Eukaryota; Fungi; Basidiomycota; Microbotryomycetes; Microbotryales; Microbotryaceae
Source: the annotation of a GenBank genome assembly